This is a messenger RNA of Cryptococcus wingfieldii CBS 7118, 2691 nucleotides long. RefSeq lists its product as hypothetical. The record is from RefSeq and is a predicted model, not a curated record. Lineage: Eukaryota; Fungi; Basidiomycota; Tremellomycetes; Tremellales; Cryptococcaceae. Bases 1 to 2691 code for a protein of 896 amino acids. The transcript has 8 exons.
AUGUCUUCUGUCAUCCCCCUCCUCCUCCUCGCCUCCCUUGUCAACGGUGCCGCCAUCCGUCCCGACACCGAGCGCCGUGACCUCUUCUGGUCAUGGGGCACCUCCAGCGGUGGCUACUACACAGGCCAAGGCAACUCUGGCAGCACCACCUCUUCUUCCCAGGCGGCCACCUACCUUGCCCAGGCUCAGUCUAGCGUGAGCGGUCUCGACCAGGGAUGGUCUGCUGCGGGGUGUUACGACGACUCCAACAGCGCCAGGACCCUCGCCAGCGCCUCCACUUAUUCUUGGUGGAUGGACUACUCCACUUGUACCACUUUCUGUGGCAACAAGGGCUACACCUAUGCCGGUGUUGAGAGCAGCAACUGCUACUGCUCCAACACUAUCAACAGGGCGUCUACUAUCCAGCCCUACUACAAGUGCUCCGGUACUUGCAGCGGUAACUGGUUCGAGGACUGCCCCAGCAACAACUACAUCAACGUUUUCACCAAGGGCUCUACUACUACCUCCUCUGCCAAGACGUCGUCUGCGGCCACUUCUACCGCGAAGACUUCGACCACGUCUACCGCUGCUACUUCUACCGCCAAGACCUCUACCACCUCGUCUGCUGCCUCUACCUCUACUGUGAAGAGCUCUACUUCGGCCGCCAGCUCUAGCUUGAGCUCUGCCGCCUCUUCCAGCAGCUCUGCCGCCAAGUCAUCCACUUCCAGCACCUCUGUGGCCCAGUCUACCGCCGCUCAAUCUACUUCUGCUUCCAGCAGCUCUGUGUCCAAGACUUCCACCGCCGCCGUCAUCCCCACCAUCAGCGUUCCUGCUGUCAACACCACCUCGGUUAUCUCUGCUGCUCAGAACGUCGUCUCUUCUGCCGUCGUCUCUGUUGCUUCCGAGGCUAGCCAGGUCGUGAGCAGCGUCUCUGCCCAGGUCAACACCACCUCGGUCGCUUCUCAGAUCCAGAGCGUCGCCUCUCAGGUCAGCUCCGCCGUCCCUGCUAUCAACACCACCUCUGUUGUUUCCCAGGUUCAGAGCAUUGCUUCCUCCGUGGCUUCUUCUGUUGAGGCUGUUCCUACUUCGGUCGCCUCUUCUGUCAUCUCCGAGGUUUCCUCCUUUGCCAGCAGUGCUUCUGCCCAGGUCGUCUCUGCCGUUGCCAACGUGACUUCUUCUAUCGCCUCCGACAUUGCCAACGCCACUUCCGCCGUCUCCUCCAUCUACUCUGAGGCUACCGAGGCCGCCAGCUCUGCCGUCUCCAGCAUCGCUUCCGACAUCAGCUCUGCUUACAGCUCUGUCCUCUCCGAGGAGUCUUCCGCCGUUUCUUCCGUUGUCGAGGAGGCUACCUCUGUCAUUUCUUCUGCCGCCGCCGCCGCUUCCAGCGCCGUCUCCAGCUUGCCUACUGGCUGGGCUGUCACCGCUUGUAUCGGCGAGGGUACCUCUGGCCGAGCCUUGCCCGCUACUUCUACCUCUAGCAGCGACAUGACCCAGGCCAAGUGUGUCUCUUACUGCUCCAACGCUGGUUACACCCUCGCCGCUAUCGAGUACGCUAGCGAAUGUUGGUGCUCCAACGUCCUCCAGAACGGUGCUUCCCUGACCAAGACCUCUGACGCGUGCACCAUGCCUUGUUCCGGUGACAGCACCUCUAUCUGUGGCGGCCCCUCCGCUCUUACCCUCAUUGCCAACGCCACCGCUAUCGCCAGCUUGAACGCCGACCUUACCUCCGGUACCGUCUCUCUCCCCACCAACUGGGCCGUCCCUUCCACCAGCUGUAUCGCUGAGGGUACUACCGGCCGAGCUUUGACUGGUUCUUCUUACUCUUCUGCCGACAUGACCCUCGCCAAGUGCUCUUCUUACUGUACUUCUGAGGGCUACGGCAUUGCCGGUGUCGAGUACUCUAGCGAAUGCUACUGCGGUAACCAGCUCAACAAUGGUGCUUCCCUCACCCUCUCCAGCUCCGCCUGUACCAUGGCCUGCUCUGGUGACAGCACCACCAUGUGCGGUGGUAGCGGAGCCCUCUCUAUCGCCGUCUCUUCCACCAUCACCUCCAAGCUCUCUUCCGACCUCUCUACUGCCGUUGUCACCCUCCCUACCGGCUGGGAGGCCGCUAGCACUGUCUGUAUCGCCGAGGGUACUUCUGGCCGAGCUCUUGCCCAUGAGUCGUACGCUUCCGACGAUAUGACCCUCUCCACUUGCCUUUCUUACUGUGGCAACCUUGGCUGGCAAUACGCUGGUAUUGAGUACGGACGUGAAUGCUACUGUGGCGACUACCUCGCUAACGGCGCUUCCCUCGACCUCACCGCCACCUGUAACGUUGCUUGCGGCGGUGACAGCACCGAGACUUGCGGUGGCGGCAACGCCCUCUCUCUCUACGUCAACCCCACCCUCGCCCUUGACCUUACCACCGUCCUCGGCUACAACCUCCAGGGCUGUGUUCAGGAAGUCACUGGUCGACUCUUGUCCAACAACUCUUUCGCUUCCGACUCUAUGACCGUCGACAUGUGUGUUGGAUUCUGCUCUGACCAGGGUCUUGCUCUUGCCGGUCUGGAGUACGGUCGUGAAUGCUACUGUGGUUCCGCCCUCACCAGCGCCCAAGUCCUCUCUACCCAGUGUGACAUGAAGUGCGCUGGUGACUCUACCGAGAGCUGUGGUGGUGCCGAUGCCAUCAAGCUUUACUUGGCUGGUGAUUCCGUCCUUUCUGUCCUCUAA